Messenger RNA from Daldinia decipiens, 635 nucleotides. RefSeq names its product zinc finger protein. Gene Ontology annotation, cellular component: mitochondrial intermembrane space. The record is from RefSeq and is a predicted model, not a curated record. Gene Ontology annotation, biological process: protein import into mitochondrial intermembrane space. Gene Ontology annotation, molecular function: zinc ion binding. The transcript is spliced from 3 exons. The coding region runs from base 100 to 468 and encodes 122 amino acids. Lineage: Eukaryota; Fungi; Ascomycota; Sordariomycetes; Xylariales; Hypoxylaceae.
CUAAAAUUCAUAACGCGUAACAAAUUAAAAAGCGAAUCUGCUCGUGAGUUGCCAAAAUAGUUGUUGAUAGUGUACCGUCAGACUUGAUACCUCUUCAAGAUGUGCAAGCACGUCUUAAAUGCUCAAGUUGCGAUCCGCUCGCCAUGCUGUAAAAAAUGGUUCGACUGCGCAGAGUGCCACCACGAGCAGGAGUCGCAUCAGCUGCAGCAGAGCCUAGAGAUGACGUUCGCCUGCAAAAAGUGCAAGAAGUGCUUCCGCAAGGACGCCCAGGAGUUCGAAGAGGCCGACGAGUACUGCCCCCACUGCGAUAACCACUUCGUCAUCGACGCCGUCGUGCCGAAGCCCGCUUUAACGGUCGAAGGCGAGGACGCGCGGAUGGACAACCGUAUGCUCAAGGACGAGCGGGUAAAAGGAAAUCAGAACAGGACUAUCUUCGACAUUCAGAGCGAUGCGGAUAAGCUCGGCUGAACAAGGGGACCCAGGUUAUAAUAGAAAAUUACGACGAGCAUGAUUCUGGGUUGCAGAGCGAUGCAUUUAUAUGAUACCACACAUUUAGACUUCUAGGACAACAGAAUGGGACCAGGAGACGGAGGACGAUGCAUGCUUCUGGGCGGGUAGUGUACAAAUAAUGACAU